Molecule: messenger RNA, 655 nt
Organism: Oryza brachyantha (malo sina)
Lineage: Eukaryota; Viridiplantae; Streptophyta; Magnoliopsida; Poales; Poaceae
Product: DNA-directed RNA polymerases I and III subunit RPAC2
Exons: 4
Coding region: 131-460 (109 amino acids)
Biological process (GO): DNA-templated transcription
Cellular component (GO): RNA polymerase I complex; RNA polymerase III complex
Molecular function (GO): protein dimerization activity; DNA binding; DNA-directed RNA polymerase activity
Source: RefSeq, a predicted model, not a curated record
UCUCUCUCUCUCUCUCUUCGUCCUAGUGGACUCGAGGGUAAGCCAACCAAACCGCCGCCGCCGCCGCCGCCGAGGACGACGACGACCUGCCGCCGCAGUGCCGCGCCAACCAGGUUAGGAGGGGGGAGCCAUGGAGCACGGGUCGGUGACGGACUCGACCUCCUCGACGUUCUCCAUCAUGGAGGAGGAUCACACCCUGGCCAACUCCGUCAGAUUUGUGCUCAAUCAGGACCCAAGGGUAGCAUUCUGUGGGUAUAGCAUCCCUCAUCCUGCUGACAACAAAAUCAAUAUAAGAGUUCAGACUACAGGGGAUCCAGCAAAGGAUGUUCUGAAGGAUUCUUUGCAGGAUUUGAUGGUGAUGUGCCAGCAUGUAAGGGGGACGUUUGACACUGCAGUGACUGAUUUUCGGCAGAACAAUCCUACAGGCAUGGACAUCGAUGUCAACAAAAAAGUAGCUUAGCUUCUGGGUGGUCUUUUCAGUGAAUGGCAGCAAUUGCCCAGACAUUCUCUUUGUAACCGAGUUAUUAUCUGCCCUAGCCGCCUAGUUGAUAAGAAUGACCCCUUAAAUCCGUUGUAAGAAAUGUUAUUAACACAAGGAUACUUGCAUUCUUACUUUAGUUUUCAUGGUGAAUGGAAAUAUCCAGCAUUUAUCCUA